AUGAAGGCCAUGAAGGGGCUUAGUGUGAAUCGCAUGAUGAGCACCAUCAAAAAGCGAACGGCCACUGGCUUCAGUGGACCCAGCGAGACGUCCGCCCUGGACCCGCAGAACGACACUCCCGAAGCUAUCGCGGUCCGUAGCGUGAGACAAUUCUGCGAGUCUGGAGGCCCGAAUGCCGCUGGUGAUGAAGUCCUCUACCUCCCGCCCAUCGUCGAGGCCGCCGAGUCUUCCCCCGCAGCCGCCGCCGAAUGCGCCCGCAUCAUUCGAAAGUACUUGUCCAAGGAUAAUAUGGCCAAGGCUUCGUGGCAGUACAACGCCAUUAUGCUGAUUCGCAUCCUCACCGACAACCCCGGCCCAACCUUCACCCGAAACAUGGACAAGAAGUUCGCCGAUACCGUCAAGGACCUUUAUCGCUCCACGCGCGAUCCCAGCGUCAGGCAGAUCAUUAUGGAAACCCUCGAUAACUUUGAGACGACAAAGUUCGACGACCAGGGCCUUGGGGAGCUGAUAUCCAUGUGGAAGAAGGAGAAGGAGCGCGGUUACAAGCAGUAUGGCGCAGUGCAGCCGAGAAACUCAGCGCCACCUGACCCGCGGACCAUGAAUGCGCCGCCGUUUGACCCUCAUUCCCAGAACUACUUUGCGCGUCAUCACAACAAUCCGACACUGCCAAAUCCUGUGGAGCUGACAAGCCGGUUGGAGGAGGCCAGGACGUCUGCCAAGUUGCUGUCUCAGGUGGUCAUUAAUACCCCUCCGCAAGAGGUCCUCAACAACGAUUUGAUCAAGGAGUUUGCCGACAGAUGUCAGAGUGCUUCAAGGAGCAUACAACUCUACAUGAGGGCAGAGAACCCCUCCCCGGACAACGACACGAUGGAGAAUCUGAUCGACACCAACGAACAGCUUCAAUCAGCACUCAACCAGCACCAAAGAGCCGUCCUCGGUGCCCGCAAGCAGCUCGGAGUCGGAGCGCGGUCCGAGAAUGCCAGCCCAAUCAGCCCCAACUCUAUCAAUGGCCAACAUCCAGGCCAGCACCCAGAUGCGCCGCAACAGUGGCAGCAGGCUCAGUCGUCGUCGUCCAGCUCGACACCAGCUCCAGCUUUACCAUCACGACCGGCCGAAGGCAACGGAAAGGGCAAGGCAGCCGAAUCAUUCGCGCCACCUCCAGGACCACCGCCAAAGCCGUACUCAGAAGCUCCGACGGACGAUCCUUUCAGAGAUCCCCAGCCGGACGCCAAAUACUCGUCUUCGAGCAGAGCUGGCGGAUCCUCCAACGCCGUGGAAUUGCCAAGUCUGCCUAGCGAGGAGCCGCGUCUAGCCUUCGACCCCUACCAUCCAGGUUUCAACGCGACGCCGAGUUACGUCGGAAGACAAGACAGCGCCGUCGGCAAGGUGACAAUGCACGGGGCUGACGACGCCGCGACGCCUGGGGCCGGUCCCCUGAGUGGCAACCCGAUCCAGACCGUCGACCUUCGAAACCGUCAACAGACACCACAGGAGGAUUCCGACGACGAUCUCUAUGAAUCGACUCCCAAGAUCAAGAGGAAAGAGCCGGUCAACAGAUACUAA
Molecule: messenger RNA, 1563 nt
Organism: Colletotrichum karsti
Lineage: Eukaryota; Fungi; Ascomycota; Sordariomycetes; Glomerellales; Glomerellaceae
Product: gat domain-containing protein
Exons: 5
Coding region: 1-1563 (520 amino acids)
Molecular function (GO): phosphatidylinositol binding; ubiquitin binding
Source: RefSeq, a predicted model, not a curated record